Molecule: messenger RNA, 1887 nt
Organism: Thelazia callipaeda (thelaziosis nematode)
Lineage: Eukaryota; Metazoa; Nematoda; Chromadorea; Rhabditida; Thelaziidae
Source: the annotation of a GenBank genome assembly
AUGGAUCCGAUGCAGAUUUUAGAAACGAAGAUUUAUGACGUUGGAUUACUGUUACACGAAGCUGAUGUAUCAUUGCAAAGUGUUGAGGGCGUUGAGAAAUUGAAGCGGAAAUUGCAAGUCGAGAUGGAACUUUUGCUUAAUUUGAAAGAUAAACCGAUCAGUGUAAUGAAACGAAAUUUGGUUGCUAGUAAUUUGGUACAUUUCCGAGGCUUGCUUGAUGUGGCGAGAAAAAAUAUAAAAAGAGAAGUUGACUUGGUGGUCGAUGAUGGUGCAGCCUGGGUCAAAGUUAUAUCAAAGAAUGUUCGAAGCCUUGCCAUGGAUUUUGUUGGUGCCAGUGCAAGUUCCAGUCGGUCGAUUACUGAACAAGCGCUUGAUUAUGUUGAGAUGGCUCGCAAUCAUCCGUAUUUCUUCAAAGUUCCAAAAAUUAUAUUUGAAUUCGUUAACGGUGUUCCAGACUUGUUGCGACGUAAACUCGUGUCAUUUGGAAUUAAUGUGGACAUUAACGGUCUUGUAAAACUGCCUGCUGAUUUUGAUUUGAGUGAUGGAGAUACUUGCGGUAAUUGUAGUCCAUGUUUUUUGGAGAAUAGUAGCCCAGAAAUGGAAACUAUGAACGCAGUCAAUCUUGAUAUAAGUUCUGUAUUCGUUCUUAUUUCGUCUUUGACGCAUGGCAGUGGUGCAAAUCUCACAUAUAGUAGUCGCCUGUUAAAUGCUCAAGCGACUCUGGAAAGAGAGAAGCCUGCUCUUCCUUUCUUAUUAAAAGUUAUUGACGGGAAACGGUUACUUAUCUGUCAAUCUGCGUACAAUGCUGUAGAGUCAAUUCUGAGUACAGUCGCUGGACCAGAAGAAAAAAAGCGUGCCAAAGCAUUAUUCGCAAAGAUAAUAUUUGGUUCGGGUGAUUAUUACAAAGCUGUUACGGUCACUGCCAAUCGUCAUUUUGUUCAUGCAGCUGCUAAUCAGGGCAUCCAUUUCGCUGCCAUUAUUCACGAGUCAAGAGCAUUAAGUGAAAAGAAGCAAAUAGAGCAAGGUGCUGUUAGGGCUGUUAGAUUCAACGUGGAUGGCAAUUACUGCUUGUCGUGCGGUACGGAUAAAUCAAUCAAGCUAUGGAACCCAUACAAAGGGACAUUUUUGAAAACAUACACAGGGACGGGAUGGGAGGUUUUAGAUGUACAAGGUUCUAGUGAUAAUUCGAUGAUACUUUCUGGUGGUAGAGACAAGCAAUUAACAAUAUUUGAUGUUGAAACUGGAAAAAUAACGCGGCGUUGGAAGGGACAUAAUGGACAGAUUAAUGCUGUAGCUUUUAGUGAAGAAUCAACUGUAGCUAUAUCUGGUUGUCAGGAUGGUGUUGUACGAUGUUUUGAUGUUCGCGAUAAAAAUGCUCCAAUACAGAACAUAGAUGAAGCUACUGAUGCAGUGCUAACAGUGGAUGUCAAUUCACACGAGAUAGCUUCUGGUUCAGCUGAUGGUAGCAUUCGGAUCUACAAUGUUCGAGACGGAAAAAUGGUUGAUGAUUUUUUGGGAGGCAGUGUUACGUCAUUACAUUUUUCUAAUGACGGUCAGUGUUUGCUUGUAUCCACCAAAGAUGGAUUUAUUCGCUUACUGGACAAAAUAAAUGGACAACUAUUAGCGGAAUACACUAGUCAUGUAAAUAGUGAAUACCGAGUUGAAAGUUCUUUUCUCGCAACUGAUGCGCACGUUGUCAGUGGUUCUGAAGAUUCUUAUUUAUAUAUAUGGAGUUUGAUUGACAUGAAAGUGUUGCACAAGUUACCACAUCCAAAUUCGAUUGUGCAUUCAGUUAGUGUACACCCGAAGAAGCCCUCACUGUUAUCCGCAUCAACAACCAACAUAUUUCUAUGGGGACUGUCUGAAGAAGAUGAUGAUGAGACAUAA